CGUAGCUAUCUAUUGAAUGAUAGUCGAAACAAUCUCUAUCGGUUAAGUUAUUAUUCCUGACAAUAUGGGCCAUCUCCGCUGAGGCACUGCAGGCUCAUCAGCUCGACAGGCUUCUUGUCCUGCUCUCCAGAGCGAUAUCAGCCACCGUAGGUGUUAAGAAACAUUCAUCAGAUAUGUUGAGCACAAAGGCCAUUGUUGGACUUGAACCACGAUGCAGUACCUUGGGAGGUUUGUGUACUUGCUCAUUAGGCAGGGUGGCAGGGAUUUCAAGGCUGAAGGGCAGGGAUGCCACGACCCUAAGCGAGGCGUAGUCACCUUCCGAGCACUUCUUCCCCGAAACAUCAGAGUCAUGCAUUCCUAUACACACGAUGCGCAAGACGCUUCGAAGGUCCUGCAAUGCUUGCGCAAAGUCAAAAUUGGCGUGUGACCUACGGACACCACAAUGUUCACGAUGCGCCAAGAGAGAUUCACCAUGUGUAUACGCCAAUCAGCCACUGUCUGCAUCGCCAACGGACAGCGUAAUAACGCCCUCAGUUAAAGCAGCCUCUCCGGCAAACGACGACACUUCGAUGGUGGUGUUGACCAAUCCUGGAAUCCAAUCCUUCGACCCUUUCGACACAUACCCCAAAACAAGACUACCACGACCGCACGUGCAGCGACUGAUCCAGCAUUUCCUUUCUCACAUCGCUUUCCAGUACUAUCCAUUGGAUCUUGACAUCACAUCGAAUCCAUUCGUUGUAUCUUGGUGGCCACUUGCUCUUGCAGAUCCCGCUCUAUUCCACGUGUCACUCCAGACCGCAUCACUUGAUAUCGACUUACGAGCGCAAAAAGGGUUUGCUAACUCAGAAAUCUUAAUGGCUGACUCCGUUUCACUAGUCAGACAAAAGAUCGCUGAUCCUACAGCUGCACUGCAAGAUGAGACGAUGGACUCUGUUGUCACCCUGGCCGCCAUCGAGUAUGGCAAGGGUAAUACGGAUGUCAGUGCGAUGCAUGUCGAUGGCCUCAAACGUCUUGUUCAGAUGCGAGGAGGAAUCAACAAUGUCAAGAGCGUCACCCCUCUUACCGCUAGGAUGGUUGCAUGGGUCUGCAUGAUUGUCAUGCAAACGCCACAGUUUCCAGCGCAAGACAAUCUUGGAUGCGGUGAUGGUAUUGCGCCUAUAUCGCAAUGGUACGAAGCUACGAGCAACAUCCGAGUUCUGGCUCCGACAGUGCUCGACAUCCCUCUUCUCGAUCCCGACAUCACAGACGCCCUUUGCCGGCUCCAUAACCUCUUUGACUCGAGCCAGUACACCUUGUCUAGUACCGACUUACAUGACCUGACAUGUUAUGUCGUUCACAAGCUAUUACUCUGGACACCUCAGCCCCAGCUCAACAGCUUCCUGUGCGAUCUGACUGCUUCUGGGAUCGUCCGACACGCACUGGUACUAUAUCUCCUCAUCAUCCACGGACCCACGUACUUCUCACAUGCACGCCUACAGUAUGCUACGGCUCUCAAGCUUCAAGCGCAGAUGGAGCACGCCUGGUUCAACAUGCUCUUCAGUCAUGGCUCUCUCGCACUGUGGCUCCUGUCUGUCGGCAUGGUGGCCUCUGAUGGAACACCGGAAGGUCAAUGGUUCGUCACCCAGGCUCGCAUAGCUGCUGGAGCUCUUAAUUUACAGACAUGGGAUGACAUUGUCGUUCGCUUCAAAGAGAUAGUCUGGCUGAACUCGCGAACGGCUGAACCCAUGUUCCAGCGAAAGUGGCAAGAAGUGUGGGCCAUCACACCUACUUGAGUCACAGCGAGAAUUUCACGUCAAAUGAACCUUACAGGCCUCACUCACUCCUGCUCAGAAGCACUGUCGCGUUGCAGGUGGGGAUCCAUACCUUCCCGUCGCCUGGCGUCCAAUGCGGACCCACUCCGGACCAAACGGGACUAGUCUCCGAUCGCCUAACACCACCCACGAUUAGUCAGUGCGACGAAGUCCAUCGGACACUUGACCACAAGGCCCUAGUUCCCAUCAUCAGGUACAUA
Macroventuria anomochaeta is the source of this 2011-nucleotide messenger RNA. RefSeq lists its product as uncharacterized. NCBI's taxonomy places the organism in Eukaryota, Fungi, Ascomycota, Dothideomycetes, Pleosporales, Didymellaceae. The transcript is spliced from 3 exons. The record is from RefSeq and is a predicted model, not a curated record. The coding region runs from base 369 to 1772 and encodes 467 amino acids. Gene Ontology annotation, molecular function: zinc ion binding; DNA-binding transcription factor activity, RNA polymerase II-specific. Gene Ontology annotation, biological process: regulation of DNA-templated transcription.